This is a messenger RNA of Papaver somniferum (opium poppy), 1644 nucleotides long. RefSeq names its product receptor-like kinase TMK4. NCBI's taxonomy places the organism in Eukaryota, Viridiplantae, Streptophyta, Magnoliopsida, Ranunculales, Papaveraceae. Gene Ontology annotation, molecular function: ATP binding; protein kinase activity. Gene Ontology annotation, biological process: protein phosphorylation. The coding region runs from base 1 to 1644 and encodes 547 amino acids. The transcript is spliced from 4 exons. The record is from RefSeq and is a predicted model, not a curated record.
AUGUCUAAUGUCUCUCUUGUUGAAUACACUAGUUUUCCUGAUACAUCAACUUUUCCAGGCCACUAUGUGCUCUAUUGGGAACUUCAGGGAAACAAUAACAAUGUCGUAAUUCCUCAGAAAGUGCUUGAGGAAUGUUGUCUGGUAAUGGAAGAAUUCCUCGGUUAUGAGUAUCGUUAUAUGCGCACUAACAAGAAAUUAAUUGGACCCCUAGAGAUAAAGAUUGUAGAUACAGGAACGUUUUGUAAGCUGAUGGAUCAUGCAAUCAACCAAGUUUCAUCAGUUGCACAGUACAAGACUCCUCGAUGCAUGAAACCUGGUUCCAUGAUCGAAAUCCUAAACUCUAUGGUUCUUUCAAGCUUUUUCAGUCAAAGUUGUCGUCCUAUGGCUGCUGAUUCACCAACCUUAUUUUCCUCUUCUCCCAAUAGUACUCUAGAUCAUGCAGGACAUCAUGGGUUAUCGGCACCUGCGAUAGCUGGGAUAGUGGUAGCAGUUGUACUUGUAAUUUGUGUUGUUGUUGCUGUGUUCUGCUACUUCCAGAGAAGGAAGAAGAAGCGGUUGGAGAUGCUAGUACGUACAGGCAAAGGAAUGCAAACUUUGGAAGCUUCGCGCCAGCUGGCUAAUAGGAUGCAGCCUACAGAAGCUGGUAAUGCUGUGCGCCAGCCCACUAUUCAGCUGCACAACACCGAAGCUGGUAAUUGCUCUUCAAGGGUGGAAGGCGAGUUCUCCUUUGGUUUCCUACAAGAGGUAACGCAAAACUUCAGUGAACAAAAUUUGUUAGGCGAGGGGGCAUUUGGGAAGGUCUAUAGAGGGAAGUUUCCGGACGGGACCGAGGUUGCUGUUGAGAGGCUGAAUCUCAUAUUAGACGUAGCUGGGUUGAUGGCGUUCCAGGCUGAGCUCUCCAUUUUGAAGAUGACACACAGACACCUCGUAUCUGUGAUUGGGUUCUGUAACCAAGGCGUUGAGCAUCUGAUUGUUUACGAAUUCAUGGAGAGCGGAACACUACACCAAAAGCUCUUUGAGUGGAUUGACACUGGUGGCAACCCCAUGAGCUGGGAUGAGAGGAUUGUAGUGGCGCUAGAUGUGGCUAAGGGCUUGCACUACCUCCACAGUCUGUCCAGGGAGGCCUUUGUACACAGGGAUGUAAAAUGUAAAAAUAUCCUACUCGACAGGGAUAUGAGGGCCAAAAUCUCGGAUUAUGGCCUGGUGAAGGCAAUGCCAGAUGAUGAGAAGUCGGUGGUGACCAAGUUAGCUGGAACUCGUGGAUACCUUGCGCCUGAGUACGCAAUGACUGGUCAUUUGUCGAUCAAAGCUGAUGUGUAUGCUUUUGGCAUAGUUCUCUUAGAACUUAUUACAGGUCAGACGACAGUGGACGAUGGUCAGGCAGGGAAGAAUUUGGCGAUGCGCUUUCGUCCCGUCUACAAGAGGGGCAUGGAGAAUGUGAGAGCUUUGGUCGACCGGUCACUCGACCCGGAUGUGCAGGGCCUUAAUGGAGGCUCUGAGAGAUGGCCCCAGCGUGCAGAGGAAGAGGAGGAAGAAGAAGAAGAAGCUGCUUUUGACAGGGAACGUUUUCUUCGGGAUUUGGGUAAUGAUGGAGAAGGCACCACGGCUUAUUACAGCGUCUGGGACUCGGAGCAGGGUCAGUAA